CGGAGGCGAGAGCGUCUGCGCCGCCGGGGCCGGGGCAAAGCCGCCGCCCUGCUGCCACCGUCACCCGGGGAGACGGACACAGCUGAGCAGCGGCUGCCGGGAGCGGGCGGCGGGCGCGGCUGCAGGUGGUGCCCGCCCCCCGCACGUGGCCGGCUCCCCGGAGCGGGCUCGCCAGAUGCUGGUGGAGGCGGCAGCCGGCGCUUGCUCCUGAGAGCUCGCGUGGCAGGGCGCUGGGUGAGCGCCCGGCCCGGCUCGGCCCUGCCGGCAUGGGCUGCUUCUGCGCCGCCCCCGAGGAGUUCUACUGCGAGGUGCUGCUGCUGGACGAAGCCAAGCUGGCCCUCACCGCGCAGCAGCAGGGCAUCAAGAAGUCAACGAAAGGGUCGGUUGUCCUGGGCUACGUAUUCCGUCACUUAAACCUAGUGGAGAUAGAUUACUUUGGACUGCGUUACUGUGACAGAAGUCAUCAGACGUACUGGCUGGAUCCUGCAAAGACACUUGCAGAACAUAAGGAAUUGAUAAACACUGGACCACCAUAUACUCUAUAUUUUGGUGUUAAAUUCUAUGCAGAAGAUCCAUGCAAACUUAAGGAAGAAAUAACCAGGUAUCAGUUCUUUUUGCAGGUAAAGCAAGAUGUUUUGCAAGGCCGCUUGCCCUGUCCUGUCAAUAUUGCAGCUCAGCUUGGAGCAUAUGCAAUACAGUCUGAACUGGGAGACUAUGACCCAUACAAACACACCACAGGUUAUGUGUCAGAAUACCGGUUUGUUCCAGACCAGAAGGAAGAACUGGAAGAAGCUAUAGAACGGAUUCACAAAACUCUAAUGGGUCAGGUUCCUUCUGAGGCAGAACUGAAUUACUUGGGUGUGGCCAAGUCACUGGAAAUGUAUGGAGUAGAUCUCCAUCCUGUCUAUGGUGAGAACAAGUCUGAAUACUUUUUAGGAUUAACACCUAUAGGAGUUGUUGUCUACAAGAAUAAAAAACAAGUAGGGAAAUAUUUCUGGCCUAGAAUUACGAAGGUUCACUUCAAGGAAAUGCAAUUUGAACUUAGAGUGCUGGGAAAAGACUGUAAUGAAACUUCAUUCUUUUUUGAAGCCCGAAACAAAAGCGCAUGUAAACAUCUCUGGAAAUGCUGUGUAGAACAUCAUACAUUCUUCAGAAUGCCAGAAAAUGAGUCCAACUCUCUGUCAAGAAAAGUUGGCAAGUUUGGAUCCAUAGGCAAUAAACAUCGUUACAGUGGCAGGACAUCUUUGCAAAUGAGCAGAGACCAUUCUAUCCAGCUUCCUCGGCCUGAUCAACAUGUUGAAAGAAGUCGCAGUAAGACUUAUCCAAAAAGAGUAGCACAAUCUCAACACACUAGAUCCAACAGCAUAAACCAGAUUACAGCAAAUAUGGAAAAUGGGGAAAAUGAAGGAACUACCAAAAUUAUUGCACCUUCCCCAGUAAAAAGCUUUAAAAAGGUGAAAAAUGAAAAUAGUCCAGAAACCCAAAGAAGGAAAUCUAGUGCACCAUGGGAGGAAAAUGGCCUCCAAAGCGGACUGUAUAAUUCUCCCAAUGACCGCAAUAAAUCACCAAAAUUUCCUUAUUCUCGGCGACGGAACCCAUCAGGUGGCAGUGAAACUGAAUCUGGGCAGCCAGUCAGAAGAAGGAAAGCCCAAAAUAGUGGUGAAGAUUCAGAUCUAAAGCAAAGGAGAAGGUCACGCUCUCGUUGUAAUACCAGCAGUGGUAGUGAGUCAGAAAAUUCCAACAAGGAGCAUCGAAAGAAGAGAAACAGGUUACGACAGGAGAAUGAAAUGGUUGAUUCAGCUCCUCAAUGGGAAGCAGUGCUGAGGCGACAAAAGGAGAAAAACCAGGCUGAUCCCAACUACAGGCGAUCCAGGCACAGAUCUCGAUCGAGAAGCCCAGAUGUACAAGCAAAGGAAGAAUUAUGGAAACACAUUCAGAAGGAACUUGUGGAUCCAAUUGGCUUGUCUGAGGAACAGUUAAAAGAGAUUCCAUAUACCAAAAUAGAGACUCAAGGUGAUCCAAUCCGUAUUAGACAUUCACACUCUCCUCGAAGUUACCGGCAGUAUCGGCGUUCACAGUGCUCUGAUGGAGAGAGAUCCGUUCUUUCAGAAGUGAAUGCUAAAACUGAUCUUGUGCCUCCAUUGCCUGUGACUCAUUCCUCAGAUGCUCCAGGUUCCAGCAUCCCAGCUUUACAGCAGGGACGACCCUGCUUGGAGGCUGCUUGGAAAGUCUGUUCUAUCCAUAGGAAGAUCAACUUGGAAGUUCCUGUGCCCAGAAGCGAAAUGGGUCCAAAGAUAGCCUGCUUGAAGAAAAAUCUCAGAUAUCCACUAUCAACCUGGAUGGAAAACACAGUGCAAAGACAAUAAAAACUGUACAUGCAGCACGCUUCAAGAUAGAGACUUGACUGCUGUAACUGUGGAAUGGAUUCUGUUCCUUAGAAAUCUGGAAUUAUACAAUAGUUUUGAUAUUUGUUAGCUGAACAAUGUUUCUUUAGCAUAAGGAAAGAGAAGACCUACAUAAACUGGAAUGACAGUAAUUUUCUUAGAAUAUUCAAAACUCCAAGCUGCUUCCUUGUAAACCUUUUUUCAUCAGUGGAGCUAGCUAUGGUGGUUUGGUGAUUAAGAAGUUUUCAAGCAGAUUAUUCGUCAGGCACCUGACAAGUCCUCUUACACAUCCACCAUGAUCCAGAGGAUCGACGGUUGCCUACUACUGUUUAGACAGCUGGAAAGAAAAGUCUUUAUGAAACUGAACAAUACUGUAAUGAUGUAUCAAAUGGUGUGUUGACACUCCAUUUCCAAAAGAGGAACAAAGGAAUUGUCAAAACACAACUGACCUAUGGUCUAACUUAAUUCAGUCACCAUGUCUUCAAAUUAACUGUGUCAGCUAAAGGGGCCAUAGAUAGAUGCUUCAAGGACAGGGUAAAACCCUUCAUAUUGUUCUUGGCCAAUUGUGCAAUACAAUAUGACAGGGAGGAAGUGAUUUUUAGAUUCCACCUACUAAUCGGCUAAUGCCCUAAAGCAAAAAGACUGACUGCUCUUUAUAUGUAUUCUAGCCUAGCACAACAGCAAAUAUUAUUGUUCAUAUAAACUGCUGAUACCACAUUUAGGUCUUUCUAAGAUAAUUUUCUCAAUACUAUCCUGUGGUAGUAAAUUCCACAGGUUAAUUGUCUUAUGUAAUGAUGGACUUCUCUGAGCAAUUUUAAAUGUGUUGUCUCAGUUUUGAAUGAGUGAAUGAAUACCUGAAUGGCCUUUUGUGCACCAUUUACAUUCUACUGUAUCUCCUUAAGUUUGUCCCUAUAUACUGCAUAGCCCCCCACAGCUCCCCCACUAGGGCAGAGGCAGGCACAGCUGGAGAUGCCCCCAUGGCUGCCCUACCAGGUCCCAUCCCCCUCCUGGCACUUAAAAAGACAACAACCCCCCCCUGCACUCUCUGGCUUUGGCAGCUACAAUUGUGGCCUCUGAGGGCUCAUGGCAGAGCCCCCCUGUGCAGUGCAGGGCAGUGGGCAUUGCCACCCCCUCCUCCCCCUCUUGGCACCUGCGUGGCAGCUGCCCCAUGGUGUGUCUGCAGCAUGGCUCGGCAGGGCACGGCUCGGCACGCUGUCUGGGAGCUGGGGAGGCUCCAUGUGUCAGCUGGAGCCUGGCAUUGCUCAGCCCAUUGCCAGGCAGCGCAAUGCCCUGCCGAGCCACACUGCACCUGUACCAUGGGGCAGCCACCACUCAGGUGCCAGGUGAGGUGGCGAUCCCCACUGGCCCUGCCCCUGCGUUGGGGGGGGGUUCUGCUAUGAGUGCCCAGAGGCCCCAAUCGCUGUUGCUGCAGCUAGUGAGUGCGGGGCUUUAAAAAAAAGUAUUGGGACUAGGCUGGGGCCGGGCAGGGCAGCCAUGGGGGCUUUUCCCAUGGCUUCCUCCAGGUGGGGAGAGGCAGGCACAGCUGAAGGAGCUGCGGGAGAACCUGCAGCCACCCAUCCGGCUGAGUCUGCCUUUUUCACCAGCCAAUCCGAAUAUCUCCGAACCUAAUAGUUCCUUAGUCACGUAGGCCUAACGUAAACCACUGUGAGGCCCCAUGUGGACUUGUAGGUCCAACUACGUAUUCGAUUAAUCUGAAUCCAAAAUGACCCCUCCAAUAAUUAGAUUCUUUACAUGGGAAAUGAUAACAUUUACGUUUCCAUGUAUAGAAUCGAAUUAUUGGAGGAGGAUCUUAAAUUUGUCCCCAUCACCACUGCAGCAGGGAAAGCAGUGGCAGAGGGUCAGCCAUUGGGGAGCAGGGAGGGAGUGAUGAGGGUGAUGAGCAGCCUGCCCCCUACAGCCUCAGGCCCUUGCCCCCAUAUAUUCCUCUUGCAACCUCAGGCCUCAUGCAGCCACCUCCUUGGAAUACCAAUAAUACAUCCUCUCCACUCACCAAAAUGGGAGAAUGUAGUGCAUUGUGGGAAGUGUAGCCUAACCAUCAAGCCUGAUACAUAAGAAAACUGGUAUGAGAUAUCCAGGCAACUGUGAGGCGGCAAUCAAUGCCUUGUCAGUUUGAAUCAAUUUUUUAAAAAUCCAAAUAUUCUGUUUAAAAAACUGAAACUUACUGUAAGGGGGGGGAGGGGAAGGAAUUCCAUUUGUCAAUUUGCUUUAACAUUUUUAGGUUUUAUAUUUUCUUUAGAUCUGUUACAGUGCUUGGAUGAAUGCCAUUCAGUCCUGAACAUAUUUGCAUUCUGCUGCACUCCAGUAGAGCACUUAGGAUUGGGUUAAUUUGCCAGAGCUGUCCCAACAGACACAAAGGCACAGUUCCCACCCCAAAGGAUUUAGUCUCAUCUGUUACUGGUUUUUCUCAUACUUUUGACAGCUCUACACCUUCUCAACCAGUAAGCAACGAAGAAGAUUAGUGUUAGAAAAUCCAUUAGUUUCCCUGCAAUUUCUUUAUGCUGUAAUAACAGCAUUCAGAUUGGUAUUCAAAAAGAAUUAAAGACAAAACAGGUCUUUUAAAUGUAGUCCAAAUAGUUUAAACUCCUGUUUAACUGCUAAUUUUAAGCGGUAUUUCCAUGCGACUGAUUCCAUGUAACAGAUGGAAUCAGUCAUUGCUCCUUGUUAUACUAUAAGGGCCUUAUCUACAGGGUAAACUUUAAAAAAAAACCUUUCCUACUGAAAGUGUGUUGUAGUGUCACCCCUAGAAGACCAAGGAUAUCAAAAAUCAAGACUACCCACUUAAUUCUGAGCAACAGAAGGGGAAGGCAUCUUAAAUCAAAAUCUCUUUUCAUAGUAAGCUGUUUCAAGCUGCCUCCUGAUGUUGCAUUUGCCUGUUUUGUUGCUUUCAUGAUCUUUCUCAACUUUCUGGUUUCUUUGCCACAGAGAUGCCCUUGUAGAAAGCACCUUUUCCUGUAGAGCAGUGGCCAGUAUUUUUGGCAGGUGUGCCACAAGUUAGCCCCACACCUUCCCCAAGUGCUAUUUUGAGCCCCUUCCUCUGCCUAAUCUGCCUUCUGCUUCCUUCCCUGUGGUUGCUGUCCAGUUUUGCUGCUUUGCUUCCUGCCCUGUCUGCUGCCUGUCCCUUCCUUGAUGUGCCGCACGCUACUAGUGGCAUCCACCCCACAGGCUGGCCCAUCCCUGCUAUACAGUAUACGUUCUUAUGAUCUGAACUUUGCGUCAACAUUUUCUGAACAGUAGCAGGAAAUGCAAUGGAUAAAACUAUUCCUAUACAAGUGACCUGAUGUUUUUCCUGUAUUCUGUAGUCUGUCUACAAGUUUUGUACAGGAAUUAGAGCCAGAAAUUGUGGCAUUUUUGCUUAUUUCCAGCGUCUCUGAAAUUGGUUUCCUGCAUCCCCCGACUUUUCCAUUUAUGAUUCUUCAGUCAGAGGGUUCAGUUCUCAUUUGCAUUAUUUUGUGUACCUUUUAUCUAUCUAUCUGGAAGUAGAUUCACUCAUGCUUCUAAUGAACCUAACAGUCUUACUGUGUAGCAUGGCUAUUGCUCAGCAGUUGCUAUCUUAGUCCUAGCUCCUAUUUUUAAAUAAUCCUUUAAUACCUAAAUUUACUUUCAAUGCUGGUCAUCUUUUCCCUUAAUUAAGGGGGAAAUCUUGUCUAUUUGUCCAUGACCAAUACGCUAAGCCUCCAAUUCUCAGCCAUCUUCUCUCAUUCACGUAUUGAAACACAAAUUCCACAUCUCACCAACUUCGUUAAUGUAGCUAGAAGCAUUUUAGAGAAAGUUAACAGUGAGGCCCUAGAUUUAAAACUCCUGGUCUUAUUCCCAGUGGGACAAUAAGGUUUGUAAACAACCUAUUUUUCUAGACAUAGUAUAAUUAGACGUGCAAAUCAUUAUUUAAAACAAAACCUUAAUAAUUGUGUACCACAGUUAAACUGAGAAUAAUCCACAUAUUCAAAUACAUGUACUGAAAAAAAUUAUCAAGUUUGUUCUGAGUGCCAAAAGUGAGCAAGUUUUUGUAAAACCACAGGAGCAUCUUAACAUACAGUAAGAAUUCCUCCAGUCAUUAAUAUUUAAGCUGUUUUACCUCAGUUGGUUAUUAUUAACAUGGGCAUUUCCUUCAGCUCACCUAAAAGUUCAAAGGACCUUUAUUCAGAGGUGCUACAAGACUUGCCAAAAACACUGAUGGUAUUGUUGCUUCACACUAGACAGACUAGGCUGGUAGAUAAGAGUACAGUACAGGACUAAAACUGAGACCUUGGUUCUGUUCCUGGCACUCACCUACUGGCUGGCCUUGGGCAAGUAUUUUCACUUUGCUGUCCCUCAAUUUUCCCUAUUUUGCAGACAGGGAUAAUACUGACUUCUUUUAUAAAGCAUUUUGAGAUAAGAAACUAAGUUUUUUUUAUUUAUCUUUAUAUCCCACUUUUGCUCACUCAUCAGUUUAACACCCCUGCCCUUGCUGCUCGAGAGUACAGAUAUGCCAAGUUGUAGGUAAUACCCAGUAAAAAGUUGUCUACCUUAAAUCAACUCCUGCUGCCUGUUCCUGAUUCCAGCCACGUUCAAACUCAGUGGCUGGUCUCUUCUCUGUGAACUAACCUUAUGUCUCUUUCAUAUCCGUACAGCUCUUGUUCAGAGUCCCCAUCUUUAACUCUUUCUUAGGCUAACCUCAUUUUACCUGCUGGCCCCAAAAAUCUGAACUUUUUUUCUGUUCACCCUCCAAAUAAUCCAGGUAUCUUUGUACAGUUAUUGUCCAAAGCUAUUUAAGAUGGAGUGAAUUUUAAGCUCCUUCAUUAUUUCAGGAAUCUUGUUUAUUUUACAGUUAGUUAUAAAGAUGGUUAUUUUAAAACAUAUGCAUAAACUCAGAGAGUAAAGCAUAUACUUUAUGUAAAUUAAGUUAAUUAUUAUCCAAGAAACCUCUAUGUGCUUUGAGUUUGACUAAUGGUUGUCAGUGUCAGUACUUGUGUCCAAGUUAUUUAAAAUCAAGUAAAACUGUUGAAUGUUAGGGCA
Molecule: messenger RNA, 7397 nt
Organism: Alligator mississippiensis (American alligator)
Lineage: Eukaryota; Metazoa; Chordata; Crocodylia; Alligatoridae
Gene: EPB41L4A
Product: erythrocyte membrane protein band 4.1 like 4A
Exons: 24
Coding region: 267-2366 (699 amino acids)
Cellular component (GO): cytoskeleton
Source: RefSeq, a predicted model, not a curated record